This is a messenger RNA of Rhizoctonia solani, 345 nucleotides long. RefSeq names its product ribosomal protein L30p/L7e. NCBI's taxonomy places the organism in Eukaryota, Fungi, Basidiomycota, Agaricomycetes, Cantharellales, Ceratobasidiaceae. Gene Ontology annotation, cellular component: mitochondrion; large ribosomal subunit. The record is from RefSeq and is a predicted model, not a curated record. Gene Ontology annotation, molecular function: structural constituent of ribosome. The transcript has a single exon. Bases 1 to 345 code for a protein of 114 amino acids. Gene Ontology annotation, biological process: translation.
AUGAACUUGUCACGCAUAAUCACUCGCGGUAUAGCCACCACCUCCAACCAACCGACUACUUCUGUACCCACCCACUUCCGCAUCACACUCCGUCGCUCGGCCAUCGGCCUUCCUAAAUCCUCUCAACGUACGCUUGAAGCGCUUGGAAUACAUAGGAGGGGUGCAACCGUAUUUCAAAAACACUCUCCAGAAGCGGCAGGAAAGAUCCUGAGGGUAAAGGAAUUGGUCGGGGUCGAGAAUGUACCAGCGAGCGAGGUCAAGACAAAGCAACAAAUGAGGCAGGAAAGAAAGGCUGUCAGAGGCUACUCGGUCGUUGAAAGAUGGAAAAAAACUAGCACUUUGUAG